AUGGUCCUUGGCUGGCCGCUGCUUCUGGUGUUAGUUCUUUGCCUAGGUGCGACGGGCAUCAAGGACUGCGUCUUCUGUGAGCUGACUGACUCCGCUCGGUGCCCUGGCACACACAUGCGCUGUGGGGAUGACGAAGAUUGCUUCAUAGGCCACGGAGUAGCCCAGGGUGUGGGGCCCAUCAUCAACAAAGGCUGCGUGCACUCCACCAGCUGUGGUCGCGAGGAACCCAUCAGCUACAUGGGCCUCACCUACAGCCUCACCACCACCUGCUGUUCUGGCCACCUUUGCAACAGGGGGGCUAGCCUGGCCACGGGGGUUACCAGCCUGUCUCUGGGUCUGCAGCUGCUCCUGGGCCUGCUGCUGCUGCUUCAAUACUGGCCAUGACCCACAGGAACUGCAGGGCCUGGGGCUGUGCCCCGGGCCUCCGCCUCCAUCCCUUUUCCCCAUUAAACGGCCAGAGGCGAGGUCUACCU
Messenger RNA from Apodemus sylvaticus (European woodmouse), 473 nucleotides. It is a transcript of the gene Spaca4, whose product is annotated as sperm acrosome associated 4. The transcript has a single exon. Lineage: Eukaryota; Metazoa; Chordata; Mammalia; Rodentia; Muridae. Bases 1 to 384 code for a protein of 127 amino acids. The record is from RefSeq and is a predicted model, not a curated record.